AUGUUUUCGCCGGACGCUUCCUUUCACGGCGUGCAUGGCACUGUGUCGCGCAACCCCCGGCGCCGGCAACGUCACGACUCUGACAGCGCGAAGAAUCAGCCGGAUCGGAAGCGAAGCAAGAUCUCGGAGACAACCUUACUCGACCCGGAAAGCCCUGCGGUCAACGGCAAUGGCUCGUCAACAUCGAAUGGCCACCCUGUGAGCGGAGACGAGAAGCGGCGGUCAGCAUUGCGACACGAGAUACCAGUGCGCGAAAAGAAGCAUUCGGGAGCGCCUGCAAGAAGCGUCAAAGGCGACGGCAGCCUUACUUUGACCAAGUCUCCCAACUACAGUUUUAGACAGCUCCCCAGCUUGCCCGAAGCUUUGCGCUCGAAUCCCCGCGAAAAUUACCGCGCGUUCGUGUUGCCUUCGACACGCUUUGCCGUAGCAUUCACUCAUGAGCACGCCUACGUCUGGGACUACACUACUCCUGUUCCUACACCCUCCUCGUCACGAACCCUCGCUCUACCGUAUCCUCUAAAGCGAUCCGAGCCUCUGCCUGUAGGCUCUCUUGUGAACACAGGCCCUUCCGGAGACCUGGGUUUGCUCGUAGUUCACCCAACGUCCGGCAGAAUCAAAUUCUGGGAAAAUGUAGACAGCGCAGAGGCUCUCGGCCUCUUCCAGCAGCGUCGUCAAGGCAUCGAGGGCUCUGUAGGCAAUUUGCUCUCCGGAGAGACCGUUGUGGAUAUUGUCGACGCCGACCAUGCGGGUUUCAUAUUGGUCUUCAGCACCGGCCGGGUAGCACAGUUGAGGGUCCGCGAUUCCCAAGGACGCCCGCAAAUAAGCGUGCAGUUUCUACGCAGCCAGUCGCAAAACGGCUCCACAAGCUUCUUUGGAAAUCUUAGCAGCUUCUUUUCCGGAUCCGGGUGGAACAGAGAUGUAGCGGGCGUGAAAGUCCGUUCAUCUCAGCUCAAGGGCCAGUUGGAGGUAGUGGUGGCCACCGGCUCUGGCUCUUUCCAAGUCUGGGAUUUAAACUGGGCUGGCCAGCAUGCUCUCAAGGAAGAAAUCAAUGCCCAGGAGGACAUCGUUGCGUCGUUCCAAACUGGAGUGAUUCCGGAGAUGAGAGGCAACGGCGUGUCCGCCAGAGUACUGGACUUCACCAUUCUAGGCGAACCAAAAACCCAAGGAUCCGACGACAGCCUCCUCGCAGGCACGUCAAGUAUUGGACUAUUAACACUUGUUGCAUUUUCUGCGCCAGCCGGUACCAGCUAUGGACUUGUGGAGGUGGACCUCCUUGGAAGCACAGCCAAGGUGGCAAGGAUGAUAGCUCUUGACACGUUCGCCGGCAACUCGACACAGCAAGGACCAGCAACGGGUAAGCUUCUGGUUCCAUCUCCGGGUCAUACGGCUUUCGCGGUCUUCAGCAAUGCAGUCGUUAUCACGUCCUUGGUUGAGCCCAACGAGUCGCCGGAUACGCAACUAAUGGUGGAUGUUGGGACCGCGCCGAAGCCAUUCCAAGAUGCAGUCUACUUUCGCAAGGAGAAAAAUGUGCGCUUUGUGGGCUACGUAUUGGAAGAGUCGACCCGGAAGACGAAGCAAUCCAGCUGUGUGCUCUUCACUCAAGGCAUUGGAGCCAUCCGCGUGGCAGCGCCUUCACCAACCUUGGAUGAUAAAGAUACCGAGCGCUUGCGCCCCACUGCAAAAAGCCGAAUUUCCCAGGCGGUGUGGUUCGGCAGCGCGUCGGACAGCAUAUUCGACUUUUCGGCCAAGCCUGAAUUGACUUUUCAAAAUGACGAGGUGGAGGCGGCAGCUCUUCAAAUAAGCAAGGAAGUCCUCGACUCAAGCUCGGAAAACAUUCCAGUCGGAUUAGCAUCGCAAUCCCAGCAGCUUGCUAUCAGGGCGGGAGCCUUAGCUAACCUAGCAAGGCAUCUGAAAGAGAACUACCCGCCAUUGUCACGUGUCGCAAAAUGGCAGUUGCUCUGGGAUGCUGAAAAGUUGGCAUCUGCCCAAGGAGUCUGGGACCAUUAUGAGGAUCGUCUGAAGAUAAAGACCCCCACCAAGCCUUUGCUGGAUGAAAUUAUAGACAUGCUCCACGAAAAGCACAAGUCCGAACUAAGACCGGAGCUUGGAGAGCUGGAUCCGGUUCGGCAGUGGUUCGUCAAGGACGUGUCGAAGAUGCAUGUCAUGAUCCCUUGGGCUCAGCUCUCAGUAAGGGAGGUUUACAAGGAAGGAAUCAAGGACUACAGAACGUUGAUUCUGCUGGUCAGCGAGGCUGAUGACAUUUGCCUGAAUGCGCUGGAGAAGGCAUUUAUCUUCCGAAGGGAUCACCUGUUCGAUUACGGCCUGGAAGCAGAAGAGCUCGACUACAACAUCCUUACGACGGGCUACGAAGGAUUGCCCCUGCCUUGGACGUCCAACCCCAACAUUGUCAAUUCAAUCCGGUCGCUCGUGGACUUGGCAAGGGAGAUGGUCUUCCAAAUCUCCGAGGACGAGGGCGAACUACCCUUCUCUAAGAAGGUUGCAGGUGAUAACCCGCGUCUUGUCAAGCUAUGCUGUCAGGUGCACAUGGAGCGCUAUCGCUGGUGCCUUGCACAACCUGACGACAAGACCCGUGCCACCGGCCAAGCUCUCAAGAAAGAGUUCGAGAGUAACAUCCGUUAUGAGCAAGUCACUUCUCUUGCCAAGAUUGGAAUGGCAGAGAGUGGCAUGGUUAUUGCUGAGCGUCUCAAGGACAUGAAGACCCUGGUGAGUCUCGUAUGGGACGAACUCAACUACCUUGGGGAUGAGCGUGAGAACACCGAGAACGAGGAUGAAGAGCGUCAUUUGGAGAUCUCCUUGAAGAAGCUCGAGGCUCGUAUCCGCCACUAUUUCGACAGAUUCGGUCAAGCCUGGGCGGAUGCCCUUUUCUCCAGCCACAUCCACAUGCACAAAUCAGCCAUGAUGAUCGAUAAGAGGGACGUUGACCAAAAACUUCUCACAAAAUUCUUACGGUCACACCCUGCUUUUGCCAAGCUGAGCUGGAUCAACGACGUUCUCGGCGAGGACGACUUCGCUGCUGCCAGCGAAGCUCUCAUGCAUGUUGGCACUAAGCAGGAGACUCGGGAUUGGAGCAAAAAGGUCGAAAUUUCCCUUGCCAAGCUUUCCCUUCUAGCUGCCACGUCUGAUGACAAGGGCGAUGCCAUUGAGAACGCUGAUGCACGGCUCAGUCAUUGCAACAGCGAGCUGCGGCUUCUUGAGCUGCAGGAGAAGGUCUAUAAACACAUCAAGCCGACGAUCGACGGCGCACUCGACGAUGAUUCAGCUAUUGAUCUCGUCAUGAUGGACUACGGAACUCUUUUUGUCAAGGACAGGCCCGCUCUUCAACAGCUGCUGAAGCGCGGUUUCGAGGAAAUCAUUGCUCACCACGCGUUAGACGCCGGCUUGCUCAUCGAUGUCCUCACGCUCAUGGAUCAUGCACAGCACGAGCCAGGCCCUCAGGAUAUCAGCGGCCGCCAGAAUUUCAUGGCUUUCCAGGCCCUGGCUGCCUCACAGGAUGUUAUGGAUCGAGUCACUUGGGAAGGAAGCUUGAAGCUGGCUUGGAAGAGGACAUUCCUCUGCGACGAUUGGGAGGCAAUCAACAACACGGUGCAGCAGGCGGAUGAGCAGGUGCAGCUGGCGCUAGAGAAUACGUUGGUCUUUUGGACUCUCAAGCAGGGUUACCAGACUGGUCUCUGGGACGCUAAUCCCAACCUGCACCUACUCUCUCCCUCGGCGGUGCUCGACGCUGGGUGCCGGGGCGAGGAGCUUCAAUCGCGCUUCCCGUCGGAAGACUUGCGCGAUCCAAUCAUCAAGGACAACAUCAAAGAUGACGACGACCUGCAGGGCUUCUUGUCUGCAUGUCGCCUGGACUUCUGGUAUGCAGAGAUCAAGGAGCUUGCCAAGAGGCGGGCCUUUGACGAUGCGGAGUUGGAUGCGCAGGGGGCAGGGCUCAACUUGCAGGUCGUGCAGGAGGAUAUGGACGUGACCCCGCGUGCUAAGGCGCGGGUCAAUGGGGUGAUGGGCACGGUAGAGGAGGAGCCAGAGGAGGAAGAGGCAGCGACCGUGGAAGACUCGGACGCGGUGCUGCAGUCGGCUGGCGGGUUCGAGGGCGACGACGAGCAGAGCGAGGUCGAGGGUGAAGCGAUGGAGGAGUGA
Molecule: messenger RNA, 4152 nt
Organism: Lasiodiplodia theobromae
Lineage: Eukaryota; Fungi; Ascomycota; Dothideomycetes; Botryosphaeriales; Botryosphaeriaceae
Product: Nucleoporin
Exons: 4
Coding region: 1-4152 (1383 amino acids)
Biological process (GO): poly(A)+ mRNA export from nucleus; protein import into nucleus; transcription-dependent tethering of RNA polymerase II gene DNA at nuclear periphery
Cellular component (GO): nuclear pore outer ring
Molecular function (GO): protein binding; structural constituent of nuclear pore
Source: RefSeq, a predicted model, not a curated record